AUGGUCUUUGCUCUUGCUCGUGCUGCUACCACCCGUGCCUCCCACUGGAGCGUCAAGUCCUUCCGCUCCUCAAGCGCCAACAUGCACGGCAUCAAGCGUGUUGGUGUCCUCGGUGCUGGACAGAUGGGUUUGGGAAUUGCCUUGGUCACUGCCAAUGUCUCCAAGUUGCCAGUUUUGUUGCUGGACUUGAAUGAGAGUCAACUCAACAAGGGUCUCAAGUUCAUGGAUUCGCUGCUCAAGAAGGAUAUUGCCAAGGGUCGUUUGACUGAGGAGCAGGCGGAGGAGACCCGCUCUAGGGUCAAGACUACUCAGAGCAUGGCUGAUUUCUCCGAUGUCGACUUUGUGAUCGAGGCCGUCUCCGAGAACCCUGCGCUGAAGGCCAAGCUGUUCAGCGACCUGGCCCAGGCCACACCCAAGCAUGCCAUCCUCUCGACCAACACCUCGAGCAUCAGCAUCACCAAGAUUGCUGCUGCGGCCAAGGGACGUGAGGAGCAGGUGAUCGGUAUGCACUUCAUGAACCCCGUCCCCGUCAUGAAGUUGGUCGAGAUCAUUCCGGGUCUCGCUACCUCGGAUGCAGUCCUCAAGACCACCAAGGAUCUUGCGGUCGCCAUGGGCAAGACCUGCACUGUCAGUCAAGAUGUCCCUGGAUUCGUUGCUAACCGCUUGUUGAUGCCCUACAUCAACGAGGCCAUCAUCGCCUACGAGACCGGCAUCGCUUCUAAGGAGGAUAUCGACACCACCAUGAAGUUGGGCACCAACAUGCCCAUGGGUCCUUUGACAUUGGCCGACUUUAUUGGUUUGGAUACUUGCCUGGCCAUCAUGAAGGUCCUUCACGAGCAGCUCGGCGAUACCAAGUACCGCCCCAGUGUUCUGUUGAACAAGAUGGUCGAUGCUGGCUGGGUCGGGAAGAAGUCUGGUCGCGGAUUCUACACCUACUAA
Gamsiella multidivaricata is the source of this 939-nucleotide messenger RNA. Its product is annotated as 3-hydroxyacyl-CoA dehydrogenase. Gene Ontology annotation, molecular function: NAD+ binding; oxidoreductase activity, acting on the CH-OH group of donors, NAD or NADP as acceptor. Gene Ontology annotation, biological process: fatty acid metabolic process. NCBI's taxonomy places the organism in Eukaryota, Fungi, Mortierellomycota, Mortierellomycetes, Mortierellales, Mortierellaceae. Bases 1 to 939 code for a protein of 312 amino acids. The record is from RefSeq and is a predicted model, not a curated record. The transcript has 6 exons.